AUGAAGAUGUAUGUUAGCAUGAGCUAUGGUUUGAUGGCAUUAUUGCUUGUGAUCAUCUCCUUAUGGUGCACCAAGACCAUGGCACAGGCCAUGAUGCAUCAAUUGGAGGUCCAACAACACCUGAAAUGGUUGAAAACACCCACCGCCAAGAGCAUAAAGAGCCCGGAUGGGGAUAUCAUAGACUGUGUCCAUAUCUAUCAUCAGCCAGCCUUUAAUCAUCCUUUACUCAAAAACCAUACUAUCCAGAUGAGACCAAGUUUGCCCCCAUCAGGCCUAUACGAUGAGAACGAGGAAAGUAGCUCCAUACCUCAGCUUUGGCAUCAAAAUGGGAGGUGCCCCGAGGACACUAUCCCUAUUAGAAGGACAAAGAAAGAAGAUGUGCUAAGAGCCAGCUCUGUCGAAAGAUAUGGGAAGAAGAGCCCGGGGACAAUCCCAAAUCCCACUCCUUCACAAAUAUCGCCACAAGAUGUCGAAUAUGACUUUGCGGUUGUUUAUGCACCGGGCAAGUACUAUGGAGCAAAGGCAAUCAUAAAUGUGUGGAAUCCGAUGGUGGAACGGCCAAAUGAGUUCAGUGCAAGUCAGAUUUGGGUUCUUGGGGGUCCUACAGCACAAGAUACCGUCGAAGCUGGCUGGCAUGUUGAUCGAGGUCUGUAUGGAGAUAAUAAAACAAGGCUAUUUACUUACUGGACUAAUGAUGGUUACAAUUCAGCAGGCUGCUUCAACCUACUCUGCCCUGGAUUCAUUCAAGUCAACAAGGACAUUGCAUUGGGUGCCUUUAUCCACCCUAUUUCUAGCUAUGGUGGAUCCCAAUAUCAGAUCACUUUAUUUAUUUCAAAGGAUCCAAAAACUGGGAAUUGGUGGUUGCAGUUUGGGAAU
Messenger RNA from Elaeis guineensis (African oil palm), 876 nucleotides. Its product is annotated as protein neprosin-like. The record is from RefSeq and is a predicted model, not a curated record. NCBI's taxonomy places the organism in Eukaryota, Viridiplantae, Streptophyta, Magnoliopsida, Arecales, Arecaceae.